This is a messenger RNA of Knipowitschia caucasica, 660 nucleotides long. Lineage: Eukaryota; Metazoa; Chordata; Actinopteri; Gobiiformes; Gobiidae. The record is from the annotation of a GenBank genome assembly.
AUGGGCCAGGACCACAUAGAGGUGGGUUUGGGAGAGCUGCUCCAAUGGGGGGACCAGGGCCACAGAGAGGGGGCUUUGGAGAGCCAGGAUUUAGGAGAUGUGGACCAGUGGAUGAACCAGGACAUCAGAGUGGUGGGUUUGGAGGGCCUGGGUUUGGGAGAGCUGCUCCAAUGGGUGGACCCAGGACUAAAAGAGGGCCGUUUGAAGGACAAGUACUUGAAAGAGGACCCCAAAGAGGAGGGUUUGGAGGACCAGGAUCGAUGGAUAGGCCAUGGUCUCGUAGAGGGGGGCAUCGAGGGGCAGGUCAGGGUAGAGGUGGGGAACACAGAAGGGGUCCUGAAGAGCCAGCCUUUGGUGAUAGUGAAAACAGAGAGGAUCCUGUUUGUGGUCCAAGAUCUCAUCAAGGACACAGGGGUCCAGAUUUUGAGAGAGUUUGUGAACGUAGACUGGGAUCCAUGGAUGAACCAACUUGUCGAGAUUAUAGAGGACAUGAAUCAAAUCCUGCAUCACAAAGGGGUGGGCCAAGGCCAGAGUUUGGGCCUGAAGGUGAAGGUUAUGGUCCUGGCAUGGAGAAUAGCAGUUGUUAACUCGAAUUCUUUACGCUCUUUAAUCUUCAUUUUGGCCUUAAAUAUCAGGUGCUGUCCAAGUCCAAAAAUAUGA